Molecule: messenger RNA, 1082 nt
Organism: Loa loa (African eye worm)
Lineage: Eukaryota; Metazoa; Nematoda; Chromadorea; Rhabditida; Onchocercidae
Exons: 8
Coding region: 18-1073 (351 amino acids)
Biological process (GO): cilium assembly; intracellular transport
Cellular component (GO): BBSome; ciliary basal body
Molecular function (GO): phosphatidylinositol-3-phosphate binding
Source: RefSeq, a predicted model, not a curated record
AGGAUUCAAAUGUGACAAUGAAUUCAAAACUUCAAAUACCAUCGAUUGCUAUUUGGCAAGAUCGUGAUAUACGAUUCGAUGUAAAUCCACGAUUGCUACAUUUGAUUGCCGGUGAAAAUCUCGUAGAUCGUAUUGAUGACGUUGAAGAUACCAAAGGAAAUUGUGGUGAUAAGGGUGUCCUUCGGAUAACAAAUUUAAGACUUACAUGGCAUGCAAUUGCUAUACCACGUAUUAAUUUAAGCCUCGGCUACAAUACGAUCAGUGGAGUGACCACAAAAAUGACAAAGUCAAGACUUCGUGGACAAGCUGAAUCGCUUUAUUUGUUAGCUCAUCAUGCAAACGCUCGAUAUGAAUUCAUUUUUACAUGCAUCAAUCCAUCUCAGACAAAACUCUUUACGACAGUAAUAGCUAUUCAUCGAGCAUAUGAAACAUCAAAACUUUAUCGUGAGAUAAAAAUGCGUGGUGCACUCGUUAAUGAUGAACAACAUCUUCGAAUUCUACCUGAAGAACAACAAUGUGACCGUUAUGAUGGUGUAUGGAAUUUAGGUAAUGACCAGGGAACUCUUGGUGUUAUGAUACUUACAAAUAUUCGUAUCGUUUGGUUUGCAACAACAAACAUAAGGUACAAUGUGAGUAUACCAUAUUUGCAACUUCAAAAUUGUCGCAUACGUCAUUCACGUUUUGGUCUUGCUUUGGUUAUUGAAACUUCAGCAGUUAAUAGGGAAUAUGUCCUUGGUUUUCGCAUUGAUCCGGAAGAACGACUUAAAAAUGCUCACAGAACAAUAUGUGCGCUUCAAAGUGCUUACAUAACAAAACCAAUUUUUGGCGUGCAAUAUAUUCGAGAAAAACCGGGUACUCCUCAGGCGGUAGGAGAUAUAAUGAAGCUAGUAGACGAAGAUGUAGAGCUUGAUGAUCGACCCCUACGAUCCGAUGCAUAUGCUGUUUAUUUCUCGGAUGGUGUUGUUAGUGGACAAGUUCGGCCACCAGUUUACUCACCAGAACUUGGAGUAGCUAUCGAACAACUCAAGCCUGGAUUUACUCUUACUGAUUUGUGGAAUAUUCAUGUAGAAUAAACUCUUCUU